Molecule: messenger RNA, 285 nt
Organism: Rotaria socialis
Lineage: Eukaryota; Metazoa; Rotifera; Eurotatoria; Philodinida; Philodinidae
Source: the annotation of a GenBank genome assembly
AUGGCAACAAUGUGGUUUGAUGAAGAUUCAAGCGAAGAUGAAGAAUCGAAAAUCAAUCCUAAAGAAAAAAGUGAAAUCGAAAAAGAAGAAUAUUUCUAUUAUGCAAAUAAAAGAUGUUUGUGUAAAGAAGGAUGUUCGACUCGAUCUUGUCCUUGUUUUAAACAUGGAAGUGGAUGUAAUUCAUCGUGUGGCUGCGAUGAAGAUUGUGAAAAUAUAUUUAAUCAUCUUGAGUAUUUUUUUGGUGAAAAUAAAAAAUGUGCUGCUCAUCCAUGCUUUGCACAAUGA